CAACGGUCAAACUCAUCAACUUGGAAAUUGUUCUGUGGCAGCAAGAAUAACAACCCUUUUCAUCAUCCUCUUUCUAGAAAUUAUUUUCAUAUCAAAAACUAUGGCCAAUAUUAACAUGUCAAAUGUUGUGGACGAGCUGACAAAAGUCGCGCAACAUAAACUUGAAACUCUACCAGUUUCGAAGGAUAUUCCACGUCUAGCACGUAAAUUUACAUUAUUUCGUUUUAAUUCACAACAAAUGACAGAAAGAAACUUUACAGCUGACAAGGCCAAAGAUAAAAUUAAUAUUGUCUUGUUUGAAUUGAUGGGUGCAUUGUUAGGUGAGAUGGGUUUAGAACAAGUAUCUGCCACUCAAGAUAUAUUCGACUCUGAAGUGAAUACAAAUAUUCCAACGACAUUUGACAAGUAUUUAUUGAAAUAUUAUGGUGAAAAUCAUCCAAUUAUCAAAUUGUUAAAGUGUUGUAAUCAGAGUCCUGUUAUUGCUGUCUUGUUUCAUGUGAGAGAGUGUUUGAAAGCUCAUGGAAUUGAAUUUAAAGAUUGUAGAGGAAUGUGGUUCUUGGAUUUUCACACUGGAAAGGAUAACAAAACACCUGUGAUUACUCAGAGACGUAUUGAACAAGUGUAUAGUAUUUCAGAAGACAAGUCAUCACUCAUUUGCAAGUAUAAAUUUGAGUGGGAAAUUUCUAUACAGUUCGAGUCGGUCAAUUGCAAUCACAUUACGAAAAUUUCUCUAGUUUUGAAAAAUUUGGACUAUGAUGGAUAUGCAUGCUCAGAUAAGGAAAAGCAAGAAAGUGAACAGGUGUUUAACAAGGCAUUUUCAAAUACGGUAGUUGAAGGUUUGAAAAUUACUGUUACUGGUGAUUAGUUUUGUUGUAAUUAGUUGAUUGGUUGCAUUUUUCAUCUUUAAAAGAGAAUUGACCAAUGUUCUUCAAUACAUGAUUUGGUCAAUUCACUGACAAGAGAGAUCUAUAACAAUCACUUUUUCCCUUUGUACAUAGUUCCUUUCCCAUCUUCUACUACCACCACUUUCUAUUAUCAAAUUACUAGUAACACUGCGACUGUGUUAUUAUUGUUGAUAAUCCAUUCCAGUUUUCCAUCUUUCAAUUGAGGAGGUUUCCUCACUAAGUGCAGCACCUAAUUAUUUCUCAAUUCUUGGAUUUUAUUAGCAAAUAAAUUCGGUAUUAUUUG
Naegleria gruberi is the source of this 1188-nucleotide messenger RNA. RefSeq lists its product as uncharacterized. The transcript has 2 exons. The coding region runs from base 101 to 865 and encodes 254 amino acids. The record is from RefSeq and is a predicted model, not a curated record. Lineage: Eukaryota; Heterolobosea; Eutetramitea; Acrasida; Naegleriidae.